CGGUAGAGAGAGAGAGAGAAUAGUCAAAGGAGCAGCAGAGUGUUGCAGCGCAGCAGUUGGUAUUUGUAUUUUGGUAAUGAUUUCGUGCGGAGAAGAAGAUCAGAUGCCUCGUGAUAUUCCUUUUCUUUUCAAUUCCCCUUUUGCUUUGCCGUAUUUCCUCCCCUUCACUCCAUACAUUCAUACAUAUACAUAGAUAGAAGGGGCGAGAAUUCCUUCCUUUUGUUCCCUUCGAUUAAAGCAGGUCGCAAUUGAAGUAUCCCAAUCCUCAGGUGCCACUAAAUCAAAUUUCCUCGAUCGACAAUCAGAAUGGGCAGCGGCAUUGGGAGGAAUAAUGGCGUCAGGCAGUACGUAAGAUCAAAGGUUCCUCGCCUGCGAUGGACUCCCGAUCUCCACCACUGCUUCGUCCACGCCGUUGACCGCCUUGGCGGCCAAGACAAAGCAACACCUAAACUGGUUCUUCAAUUGAUGGAGGUGAGAGGCCUCACCAUAUCUCAUGUCAAAAGCCAUCUACAGAUGUACAGAAGCAUGAAGACUGAAGCUUCCAGACAAGUUUCAAAUGUGUUCCCAGAGAUGAGCAUUUCACAGCAAAGGAAACACUGUUGCGAUGAACAACACCAGCUGAUGUUUCUCUCUCCUGCAAAAAGUUAUAAUUACAAAUGUUGGGUGUGUAGAGCGAGAGUGGGGAAAGUGGAGGAAUGCAGCCAAAGGAAUCCGUACGGAGAUGAUGAUUACAUGGGUGAGAAACUUGGAAUAAUAAAAGAUAAACAAAAUGAAAACCCUUCUUCUGCCGAUGUACUGCUCCUGCAUUCUGACUUUUUCAAGUUGCAGAAGGGGAUAUGCAAGAUGGAGCAGUUUAGUAGUGGGAAUGAAGAUGGAUGUGAAUUGUCUCUGUGUCUGGCUUCUCCCAAUAAUCCAAUUGCAGAUCACCUUCAGAAAAGUAAUGUGUCUGUGUCUUGUACCACUGAGAUUAGUGAUGCCAUUUCUUCUAUUUCUUCCCAUGAAUUCCCUGGAAUUAACCUUGAUCUAUCCAUUGCUUGACAUUCCUUUAAUCAAAUUUUCUUUUUCUUUUA
Molecule: messenger RNA, 1070 nt
Organism: Salvia splendens (bonfire salvia)
Lineage: Eukaryota; Viridiplantae; Streptophyta; Magnoliopsida; Lamiales; Lamiaceae
Product: putative Myb family transcription factor At1g14600
Exons: 7
Coding region: 307-1038 (243 amino acids)
Molecular function (GO): DNA binding; DNA-binding transcription factor activity
Source: RefSeq, a predicted model, not a curated record